Messenger RNA from Odocoileus virginianus texanus, 2590 nucleotides. The record is from RefSeq and is a predicted model, not a curated record. Lineage: Eukaryota; Metazoa; Chordata; Mammalia; Artiodactyla; Cervidae.
AUGGAGCCGGGCUCGCCGGCUAGAGCGACGGCUAUGGCGCCGCUCUUGGAAUACGAGCGGCAGCUGGUGCUGGAACUGUUGGACGCCGACGGACUGGUAGUGUGCGCCCGCGGGCUCGGCGCGGACCGGCUCCUCUAUCACUUCCUCCGGCUGCACUGCCACCCGGCGUGCCUCGUGCUGGUGCUCAACACGCAGCCGGCCGAGGAGGAGUAUUUUAUCAAUCAGCUGAAGAUAGAAGGAGUUGAACAUCUCCCUCGGCGAGUAACAAAUGAAAUCACAAGUAGCAAUCGCUAUGAAGUAUACACACAAGGCGGUGUGAUAUUUGCAACAAGCCGAAUACUUGUGGUUGAUUUCCUGACUGAUAGAAUACCUUCAGAUUUAAUUACCGGUGCUGGACAAAGCACUCACUUUGAGUGCGUCUGUGCGUCACCAGCUGGCUGGGAGUGCCGGUUGCUGUGUGACCUUGAGCAGACAAUUCGCCAUUACUUAGAUCCUUUGUGGCACCAGCUUGGAGCCAAGACUAAAUCCUUGGUUCAGGAUUUGAAGAUAUUACGAACCCUGCUGCAGUAUCUCUCUCAGUAUGAUUGUAUCACAUUUCUUAAUCUUCUGGAAUCUCUCAGAGCAACAGAGAAGGCAUUCGGUCAGAAUUCAGGUUGGCUCUUUCUUGACUCCAGCACCUCAAUGUUUGUAAAUGCUCGAGCAAGGGUUUAUCAUGUUCCAGAGGCAAAAAUGAGUAAAAGAAGCAAACUGCCUGAAAACCUGGAGAUUAAAGAAGAACAAGAAACAAAAAAGGAACUGGUCCUAGAAAGCAACCCAAAGUGGGCAGCACUCACAGAAGUUUUGAAGGAAAUUGAGGCAGAGAAUAAGGAGAGUGAAGUCCUUGGUGGUCCAGGACAAGUUCUCAUUUGCGCAAGUGAUGACAGGACGUGUUCCCAGCUGCGAGAGUACCUCAUUGUCGGAGCAGAGGUCUUCUUGUUGAGGCUGUACAGAAAAACCUUUGAGAAGGACAGCAAAGCCGAAGAUGUAUGGAUGAGAUUAAGGAAGGAAGAUGACUCGAAGAGAAUCGUGAAAUCCAACAAGAGGCCCAAAGACCUCCGAGACAAAGACAGGCCCCCUGCCAAAGAGAAGGCCCUCAGAAAGAAGAAACCAAGGUUGACUUUAACUCAGAUGAUGGGAAGAACUGAAGAACUAGAGGGGGAGGCAGGUGUUGAGGAGGGCAGCCCAAGAGAGCUGACCAGUAGCCCGGAGAGCUGCACAGGAGACAGUAAGCAGGAGGAGUCUGAUGUGAACCUGUCCUCCGAUACCGCCUACGGGAUUCUGAAAGACCCCCUUACCAUCAUCCACCCGCUCCUAGGCUGCAGUGAUCCCUACGCUCUGACACGCGUGCUCCACGAGGUGGAGCCGAGAUACGUGGUCUUGUAUGAUGCAGAGCUGACCUUCGUGCGUCAGCUUGAAAUUUACAGGGCGUCUCGGCCCGGGAAGCCUCUCAGGGUUUACUUUCUUAUAUAUGGAGGGUCAACGGAGGAACAGCGCUAUCUCACUGCUUUGCGGAAAGAAAAGGAAGCUUUUGAAAAGCUCAUAAGGGAAAAGGCUAGCAUGGUCAUCCCUGAAGAAAGAGAAGGCAGAGACGAAACGAACCUCGACCUUGUGAGAGGCUGCGUGUCUGCUAGUGCUCCCACCGACACGCGAAAAGCCGGCGGCCAGGAGCAGAACGGUAGCCAGCAGAGCAUCGUCGUGGACAUGCGGGAGUUUCGAAGUGAGCUGCCCUCUCUGAUCCACCGCCGGGGCAUCGACAUCGAGCCGGUGACCCUGGAGGUUGGAGACUACAUCCUGACUCCGGAAAUGUGCGUGGAGCGGAAGAGCAUCAGUGAUCUGAUUGGCUCCUUGAACAACGGCCGCCUUUACAGCCAGUGCAUCUCCAUGUCCCGCUACUACAAGCGGCCGGUGCUUCUCAUCGAGUUCGACCCCACCAAGCCGUUCUCCCUCAUGUCCCGCGGCGCCCUCCACCAGGAGAUCUCGGGCAACGACGUCAGCUCCAAGCUCACCCUCCUCACGCUGCACUUCCCGCGGCUGCGGAUCCUCUGGUGCCCCUCCCCGCACGCCACCGCCGAGCUGUUCGAGGAGCUGAAGCAGAACAAGCCGCAGCCGGACGCCAGCACCGCCAUGGCAGUGACCGCCGACUCCGAGACCCUCCCCGAGGCGGAGAAGUACAACCCCGGGCCCCAGGACUUCUUGUUAAAAAUGCCGGGGAUAAACGCCAAAAACUGCCGCUCCUUGAUGAACCACGUGAAGAACAUCGCUGAGUUAGCAAGCCUGCCCUUCGACCAGCUAGCGAGCCUGCUGGGGAACACGGGCAGUGCGCGGCAGCUCUAUGACUUCAUUCACACCUCCUAUGCAGAGGUCCUGUCCAGAGGGAGAGUGAGAAAGUGAGCCGCGCUGCCCGUUUUCUUGUCCCCUGGCUGCUUCUGAGCUGCUCUUUGCUGGCCCUCACAGAUCUUUAUUAGCCCAGUAGCUCAUUCUCUUGGGAUUCCCAGGUGCCUCAGUGGUAAAGAACCUGCCUGUCAGUGCAGGAGACGUAGGUUCGAUCCUG